CUUCGGAUCCACAGACGGAAUCAAGACUGCACCUCGGAUUCAGAUCCGUGGAUCUCAGCCUCAGGCCCAGCUCUGGCUCCAGCUUUGCCCCCUGUUCCUGCCUCUUUCCUUGUCAACCCUGGCGUCUUGUCCCCUGAGCCAGCAUAUUGUCCUUGGAGGUCUCCAAAGAAGGAAUCUCCCAAGAACUCCCAACAUUGGAAGGAGCCUAAGGUCAGGGGAAACUUGACAUAUCACCUGUACAUGCCUCCAGAACAGAGACAAGGGCCCAGGACAGAUCUCCAAGUGCAGAGGUCAACCCUGGGUCCCCCGGAACCACCUCUGUGGGAAAAGAAAAACUCACAGAGACCACACCCUCGGACGAAGCCUUCCUCACCAAGAAUCUCCAGUCCCUCGCCCCCUUCACACAAACUGGAACUUCAGACCCUUAAACUGGAAGAGCUGACGGUCUCAGAACUUAGGCAGCAGCUGCGCUUGCGGGGACUCCCGGUGUCCGGGACCAAAGCGAUGCUCCUGGAGCGCAUGCGUGGUGGCACUCCUCCCAGAGAACGGCAGAAGCCUCGGCGCGAGGACAAAGAGACCGCUGCUCCCUGGCCGCGCCUCAGACCCAAGGCGCUGGGAACUACCCGGCUGCCCGCCACGGUGAAGGCAAGCGCGACAAAUCGUAGGCUGAAGUUUUCUGGAGCUGCGGAUCCCCUGGGGGCAGAUCCUGCUUCUGCUCCCGCUCCCGCUCCAGCUUUGGCUCCAGCUCGGACUCCAGCUCCGACUCCAGCUCCAGUUCCAACUCCAGCUCCCUUUCCAACACCUUCUCCAGCUAGCCUGACUCUGGAGGAGGAGCUGCAGGAAGCGAUCCGAAGGGCGCAGCUGCUUCCAAACCGCGACAUCGAUGACAUCCUGGAAGACCAAGUGGAGCCAGAUGACCUGCUGCCUCCCAUCCCCUUGGACUUCCCUGGCUCAUUUGACCUGCUGUCUCCCUCCCCGGACUCGGAAGGCUUCUCUUCCGUCUUCUCUUCUUCACUACCGUCCCCCACAAGCUCCCUGUCCCCUUCUCCAAGGGCCCUCACCGAUUCCCUGGACUGGCUGGAGGCCUUGAGUGGGGGUCCACCACUGGGCUCUGGGCCUCCAGGCCCCAGCAUCUUCUCUGCGGACCUAUCUGACCCUAGUGGCAGACGGCUCUGGGAACUGCUGCCAGAUCCAUGGUGACAGACCCUUGGGUUUCUAAGGAGAGGUCAUCUGCACCCACAAAGACCCUCCAAUUACAGAGGACUCAGAGAUGCCCUCAUCCCCUCCUGGCUCACUGCUGCUGACAUGUUACAUGCCUGGACCUGCCUACACAGCCUCUGUAUGACCCCCCCUCCCAGGCCCUGUAGUUGGGGUUGGGGGUUCAUAUGCUACAGGCCAACAAGCUUCAGAGACCUGCAGGUUGUGUGUGCCCCUUCCUCCAGAAACUAGAUGGCUGCCUGUCAUCUGGGGAUCUGGAUCUUUGUGCUAUAUGAGUUCAGGAAAGGACCAGGUGAGAGCACAAGGAAGGCACUAGGUGAGAGGACCAGAAGCUACUAGUGGGAGGUGACUAUAAACUCCCUGUGACCUUGAACUUAUGACCCCACCUCUACCCCCGUGCUGUGAUUAUACCUAGCUUUCUUGGGUGUUUUUUGUUUUAUUUUGUUUUUGAGAGCAAGUCUUGCUCUGUAGUGCCAAGCUGGCCUCAAACUUGUGAUAAUC
Messenger RNA from Grammomys surdaster, 1719 nucleotides. It is a transcript of the gene Mamstr, whose product is annotated as MEF2 activating motif and SAP domain containing transcriptional regulator. The transcript has 8 exons. The record is from RefSeq and is a predicted model, not a curated record. Gene Ontology annotation, cellular component: nucleus. The coding region runs from base 241 to 1200 and encodes 319 amino acids. Gene Ontology annotation, biological process: regulation of transcription by RNA polymerase II. Gene Ontology annotation, molecular function: transcription coregulator activity. Lineage: Eukaryota; Metazoa; Chordata; Mammalia; Rodentia; Muridae.